UCAGUUCCUACAUUGAGUCAGUUUAUCAUCUCCUUUUUAGACCGGUGCUCAGGGACAGGCGACUGCAAGCAUGGAGGUUACCCCCAUCCAAGUCACUGUAACGAAUGUCUCUGCCCAAACGGACUUUCUGGUGCAAAAUGUGAAGACUUCGAACCACCGAGAAAAGCGGAGUGUGGCGGAAAAAUUACUGUAAGCGAAGAGUGGCAGUCUAUUGAAUCGCCGGGAUUUCCUGAUCCAGGCUACGAUCCCGAUCAGAAGUGCAACUGGGUCUUCGAGGCAAACGAAUUGAAUUUGAAUUUAUCGAAGAAUUCUCUUCCUGUGCACAUCAACCUGUGUGGACUAUGUGGAAAUGAAAAUCUCAGCCGAUCUUCGCCCAACUGGAUUCAGAUGGUGCUGCUACAACAUGCCUCAGGGCUCGUUCGUCUCCGAAGUCAACAUCGCAGUGAUUAUUUCCGAUCACAACUCAGUAAUGACGUCGGUUUCAAGCUGCAAGCACGAGCCACUGUGCCAACGACCAUAGCCGGAACGGAUAUGUGGGCCGAAUGGGGACCAUGGUCACAGUGCUCGCGCAGUUGUGGCGGAUGUGGCAUUAUGUCCCGAGUUCGAGUUUGCCGUACGAAGAAAUGCACAGGCCGUCGGCAGGAGUUCAGCACGUGCAACUUGAUGGCGUGUCCUAUUGAUAAGCACUGCGCUAAACUGCUUACCAACGACAAGAUCUGUGACGGAAGAGUUUGUACUAAGGCCUCACAAGCGUUAUCGGGAUGUUUGGAGCCUCAGUGCUGUCCACCUUUCAUCAAUGUGGACGGCACCUGCCAAAGUGACUCACCGCUUGUAAACGAUUUCACCCUGGCGAAAAGAUAA
Molecule: messenger RNA, 861 nt
Organism: Ostertagia ostertagi
Lineage: Eukaryota; Metazoa; Nematoda; Chromadorea; Rhabditida; Trichostrongylidae
Source: the annotation of a GenBank genome assembly